GCUUCCGGCUUGUACGGCGUCGCCCCCUCUGUGCCAACGGUUCUGCCGCUCCUCCUUCGGAGGCCGCCACCGACCUGCGGCUCUCAGGCCUCGAGUCCACUGGGAGGAGGAGGAGGGAGACCGACGGCACGGCGGAACUCCAGCUCCCGGCGUGCUCCGCGCCGCGCAGGGGCCGGCAGGACCGCCCACGCCCCGCCCUCUUAAAGAGGCCGCGCCUCGCUCUUUGGCCCUGGAGGAGUUGCCCGCGCGGGGAGAGGGCGGUGGCGGUCAUUCGCCUCCUGGUCUCGUCUCCGGUUCCGCGUCCGAUCCCGCGUCCCGUCUUUCCCCAGGCCGCCAAGAGAAGGGAUGCGGGGAAACCCGCGUCCAGAGCUUUGCUCGUGGCGCCGCGGAGCUCCGGAUAGAGGACACUGAUGCUUGGGCUGAACGUCCAGGGCGCGGCUACCUCGUCCCGCUGAAAAUGUGCAUGUAAGAUGCAGCCUGACCCGAGCUGCCGUCUGGAGCCCUUGCUGUGCUGGGACCAUGAGGGCCUUGGAGGAGAGUCUCUUCUGGAUGCUGCUCCUGGCCCUCUGCUUGGUGGCAAGUGCCACAGAGCAUGCGGAGGUGGCAAAACAUGCCAUCAAGCUGCACCGCGGCAAGGGAGCACCUGCCGCCCAGAGGAGGCAGUGGGCCCUGGACAGCUGCAGGAAGCUCACCGGGCUCCUUCGGCAGAAGAGUGUUGUUCUCAACAAGCUGAAGAGUGCUAUCAGAGCCGUGGAAAAAGAUGCUGGCCUGUCAGAUGAAGAGAAGCUGUUCCAGGUGCACACGUUUGAGAUUUUCCAGAAAGAACUGAAUGAAAGUGAAAAUUCCGUCUUCCAGGCCAUCCACGGGCUGCAGAGAGCCCUGCAGGGGGAUUACAGAGACGUGGUCAACAUGAAGGAGAGCAGCAGGCAGCGGCUGGAGGCCCUACGGGAGGCCGCCAUCAAGGAAGAGACCGAGUAUGUGGAACUUCUCGCCGCAGAAAAACAUCAGGUGGAAGCCCUUAAGCACAUGCAGCAUCAGAACAAGAGCCUCUCCAUGCUGGACGAGAUCCUCGAGGACGUGAGGAGGGCGGCAGAUCGCUUAGAGGAGGAGAUAGAGGAGCAUGCCUUCGAUGACAACAAAUCAGUCAAAGGGGUCAACUUUGAGGCAGUUUUGCGGGUGGAGGAGGAAGAGGCCAGUUCCAAGCAGAAUAUCACAAAGCGGGAUGUGGAGGAGGGCCUGGGCUUGAGCAUGCUGAUCGACUCCCAGAAUAACCAGUAUGUCCUCACGAAGCCCCGGGACGCCACCAUUCCACGUGCAGACCACCACUUCAUAAAGGACAUUGUCUCCAUAGGUGUGCUGUCCUUACCUUGUGGCUGGCUGUGCACAGCAAUAGGGCUGCCCACCAUGUUUGGGUACAUCAUCUGCGGUGUGCUUCUGGGGCCUUCAGGACUGAACAGCAUCAAGUCCAUGGUCCAGGUGGAGACUCUGGGAGAGUUCGGGGUCUUCUUCAGUCUCUUCCUCGUUGGCCUGGAGUUCUCCCCGGAGAAGCUGAGAAAGGUGUGGAAGAUAUCCUUACAAGGACCAUGCUACAUGACCCUGCUGAUGACGGCCUUUGGCCUGCUGUGGGGACACCUCCUACAGAUCAAACCCACUCAGAGUGUCUUCAUUGCCACCUGCCUGUCAUUGUCUAGCACUCCCCUGGUGUCUAGGUUCCUUGCAGGCAGUGCCCGGAGUGAUAAAGAAGCAGGUGACGUUGACUACAGCACCCUGCUGCUGGGCAUGCUGGUGAUGCAGGACGUGCAGCUGGGGCUGUUCAUCGCUGUCAUGCCGGCGCUCAUACAGGCGGGAGCAGCCCCGUCCUCCAGCGUGGUCGUGGGAGUGCUGCGCACGCUGCUCCUGGCUGGCCAGACCCUCUUCUCCCUGGCUGCAGUCUGUCUGCUGUGUCUCCUCCUAAAGACGUACCUCAUAGGACCCUUCUGCCGGAAGCUGCACGUGGAGAGCAAAGGGAACAAGGAGGUUCUCGUCCUGGGCGUGUCUGCCUUCAUCUUCCUAAUGCUGACGGUCACAGAGCUGCUGGACGUGUCCAUGGAGCUGGGCUGCUUCCUGGCCGGAGCUCUGGUCUCUUCCCAAGGCCACAUGGUCACUGAGGAGGUCAUGGCCUACCUUGAGCCCAUCCGCGACUUCCUGGCCAUCGUCUUCUUCGCCUCGAUAGGUACCGUGGUGGUUACAGGUCUGGGAGGGCCAUCUCCUGCUGUCCCCACGCAGCCUGCAGGGGUGAGCUUUGUGCUCACCGCCCCAGCACCCUGAAAAUUCCAGGAACUCUAUGGGCCUUCCCCUAGGUGAGUUGUUAAGACUAAACCCAUCAUGUCCAGGGGGUUGCUCUGGGACCUCCAGUGGCUGGUUUGGAGAAGUGGCUCAACUGACAGGGCUGCCUGGGCUGCAGAAGGCCUGCCAUGUCCCUGGCCUCUCUCCCUUUGGUGAUUAUUGUCCAAGACACUUGUGCAGUCUAUGUGGGUCCGUAGGUCCUGCUGCCCCAGGGAGAUGUGGAAACUGACCUGGAGCUGUACGUGGACAUGUGAGGGGCCAGGCAUAGCCACUUCCGUCCCAGGGAGAAGCAGAGGAGCCCAGCCUUUCACCAGAGGGGAGGGAGAUCUUUGGCCAGUGGGGUUGGGGAGCUGGCGCUCUUCGGUUCCCGGGAAAUGGGCCCAGAGCAGGGAGGCCAUGGAGAGCCCCGACGGUGGCUCUGUGGUCCUUUUCCCUUGGCCCUCCCGCCUGUGCUUCUGUACUCAGGGCCCACCUGUGACACCCGCUCGGCAUGUGCAGUGGACCCUGCCAUUCCCCCUCCGCGGGGCAGGGUCUGAGGAGAUGGACCAGGCUGCGAAGGCACUGGGAAGAGGGCCCGUGGGUGUGGAGCUCCGGCUCUGGAGCCUGGGUCCGUCCCUGGACAGGGCGUGCCGCGCCCUGCCUGGCCUCCCCCGCGUUGUGAGGGACUCAGGGUGCGUCUGUGCUUGUGGUGGUCAGCUUGGGCUGUCCUGACAGAGCCCCUGGACUGGGCUGCUCCAGCCACAGAGGUCUCUUUCUUUCUCUAAGUGUCUCUCUCUGUCUCUUUUUUUUUUUAACUGUUAACUAAGCUUUAUUUGACAGAAAGUUUACUAUGAAGGCGUAUGUGGCUCCCCUGCCUCUCUUCCUCUUCCAAGGCCACAGCCUAGUGAGUGACCCCCCUCGGUCACCUGGUUACGUCCUCAGGCCUCACCUCCAGACACCCCUGGUAGGGCCCCAGCUGGAGUGUGAGACUCCGUUCAGUCUGGGGCCUGGGGCAGUGCAGACCGCGUGGCCCACGAGGCAGGAAGACCUGGCCACCCAAACUCUGGAGCGGGCUGCCGGCCUGCUGCUCCACUGCCACGGCCACUUCCUGCCAACGAUUCGGCGCUCAUUCUUAGGAGAUUUUCAGCAAUAACUUCAUCCCCUGCCUGACCCACCUCCCUGAGGGUUCCGGAGCAGGCCCUGCAGGUUUUGGUGGGACGGAGAGGUGUCUCGUGGUUGCUUGUCACUUCCUGGGGGGACCCGGCUUGAGCACCAAGGCCCUUGCCCACCUGGAUGUCUGUGGCCUUGGUGCUGGCGCAGCGACCCUGAGGGUGGUAUUCAUCCACCCCACAAGCCCACGUGGAAGACGCCGGGCCUGAGAGGCUGAGCGGUGUAGUUAGGAAGUGGAGGGUCAGGCUGGGCAGAGUCAUGGGUCCCCUGUGGCACACAUGGUGUUUGGUGUUUGUCAUGAGAGUCAGUGACACCAGAUGGGAAGUUGUGGCCUGGCUUGCUUGCCUUCCUGCCUGUCGAGCGAGAGUGAUGUGACACCCAGUGGCAGGGUCCCAAUUUCUCAUGAUCCCCAGAGCUGCCAUGCUGAUGUCGUGAGCCGAAUGCAGGGCAGGGUGCCAACCAGGGGGUGUUGCCUCCUGGACAGCGUCCACAACAGCUGGGCCUGCAUGGGACAGGGUCUGCCAGGGAAGCCGGCGGCAGCCAGGCAGAAGCCAGGGUGUUCACCAGGCCAGAGGCAGGAGCCCAGGCAUCCUGGGGGUGGACAGGCUCUGGGAAGAGCUGGGGCACUGGGGGAAAGCAGACCACAGCGCCCAUCCCGGUCCUACAGAGCGGGAGCAGCCAGUGCACACAGGGCCCCGGGGACAGGCUUAGGACCGGCCCUGGGAAGGGCACCCUCGAGAAGGGCCUGGGUGUGCAGUCAGCAGAGUGCAGCCCAGUGGUGGGGGAGGCAUCUCUGGGUUUCAGGAGGGAGGAGGCCUUCACGAUGCACUUCCAAGGAGACCCAGGUGGGCUGUGGGUCUUGACUCCCGAGGUCUUGGGUACAGUGCUCCCCUUGGGGGACGGUGGGGCUGCCCGCAGGUGGAGCUGGAGUUCACUCCCUGCUGCCGCCUGUCCUCUGGCCGUCCCUAGGCAGUGCACAGCAGCAGCCCUGCAGGAGUGUGGAGCAGGGAGGUGUCAGGAAGACCUCCGUGUGGCCUCAGGGGACGAGCAGGGGCAGCCCGACUGGGGCUGGCAGUAGACACAGGACUGUGGCCCCCCUGGGUCCGGCUGCCCACUUGCAGAGGCAGGGCCACACACCCAGGUCUGGGAAGGCCCGUGCAGGGACCCCACCCCCCGUGUGGCAGGAAGUGGAGUGGUCACCCUACUCCCUCUCUCUGGGAGAGGGAGAGGGCUCGGUCCAGGGUGGUCAGGGGACUUAGGUUGUGGCUCUGUCCUGCUGGAGCAAGGGGAGAGUCAAGGGCUGGCUGGGCCCAGGCAUCCCUGGGC
Messenger RNA from Marmota monax (woodchuck), 4800 nucleotides. It is a transcript of the gene Slc9d1, whose product is annotated as transmembrane and coiled-coil domains 3. Gene Ontology annotation, cellular component: membrane. The transcript has 11 exons. Gene Ontology annotation, molecular function: potassium:proton antiporter activity. The coding region runs from base 520 to 2307 and encodes 595 amino acids. Gene Ontology annotation, biological process: proton transmembrane transport; potassium ion transmembrane transport. NCBI's taxonomy places the organism in Eukaryota, Metazoa, Chordata, Mammalia, Rodentia, Sciuridae. The record is from RefSeq and is a predicted model, not a curated record.